Messenger RNA from Fusarium venenatum, 1989 nucleotides. RefSeq lists its product as uncharacterized. NCBI's taxonomy places the organism in Eukaryota, Fungi, Ascomycota, Sordariomycetes, Hypocreales, Nectriaceae. Gene Ontology annotation, molecular function: DNA-binding transcription factor activity, RNA polymerase II-specific; zinc ion binding. Gene Ontology annotation, biological process: regulation of DNA-templated transcription. The record is from RefSeq and is a predicted model, not a curated record.
AUGGUCUAUUGUGGGAAGCCUUCCGGAGGUUGCUCCGUCUGCCGUGGUCGGAAGAUUCGCUGUGAUCAAAAGGAUCCUUCAUGUACACAAUGCACGAAGAAGGGGAUAGCUUGUCCUGGUUAUCGCAACCUUGUUGAUCUGAUGUUUCGAGAUGAAAGCUCUCAUGUCAUCAAGAAAGCAGAAAGCAGACGGUCCCAGCACCUCGUUCCGAAUCAAAAGAGCUCUGCUGGCCAGGGACUCCCUUCUCCAUCUCCAUCUCCCUUAACACCUGCUGAGCCUAUCGGCUCAUCGCCGGCAUUCAUCAUUGAUUCAAGACCUGGGGGAGGCUUACCACCUGCCUCCAAAGUAGAGAAACCUAACAAAGCAACGGAUAGACGUUCUAGGAAACGAGCCACUCGUUGUCGCGCACCUGUGCUUUCAGCAUUGAACAAUGAUUGGAGCCGUUCUUCUUCAGAGACUUCGGAAAGCCCAACUAAUGCCAACGAUGACGGCGGAGCUUCCGAGCUCGAUGUUCCCCUAGACAGAGCUUUAUCCCCUGAGACACAGGACAAGGGCAUCUCCUUCUUCUUUUCUCGCUAUGUCACGACGAAUGGAGGUUCCCACCAAAACUAUUCUUUCAUAUACGAUGUAUGGAAGCCCCCGGACUCGGCCCAGUCCCAAGUUGACCUGGUCUCUGUCAGUAUGGCAGCUGUUGGACUUGCGGCAUGCUCUCAAAGUCUCCAAUCACCCGAACUUAUGACUCGUGCCCAAGAGAGCUAUGCCAUCGCACUUGGAUUAACGCACCGGGCCCUCCGUGACCCGAUAGAAGUAGUCAAGGACACAACUAUGCUUGCAGUAUUGAUUCUUGGCACAUACGAAUUCGUUUCGGGUUACAGUGCUCAUACGAUGCGUGCUUGGCAAGAUCAUGUUAAUGGAGCUGCUGCUCUUGCGGGUAUAAGGGGUGUUGCUCAAUUUAGGACCAAAGCCGGAGCCCGCAUGUUUCUCAUGCUUUGCCAAACGGUCCUGAUAAGCUGCAUUCAGAGUGGUCUCCCUAUGCCAGGGACUCUAAUAGAUCUUCGCCGCCAAAUUCCACCAUCUGAAGAACUUAUGGGGCCUGACUUUCAUGUAACAUAUCCCGUUUACAAAGCACUACAAGUUCGGCACGAUAUCAAAUCAGGCACACUUAGCAGUCUUGAUGUUAUAGUCAACGCCAUAUCUAAUGUCCAGGAAGAAAUUUCUGCAACACUCUCCGGGCUACCAGAGGAUUGGAGAUAUCAUAAUGUACAGUUGACGCAGCCGGACCCACGAGUUUUGGGACAAACUUGUCACGUUUAUACCGGACUUCUCCAAUCCACCACCUGGAACAUGGUGCGAGGAAUACGCAUGCUCCUGUUGGAAACAUUCGUUGAGAAAUUCUGUGCAAUCUUCGAGUCAUCCAGCGAUACUGCAAUAUCGGAGGCUCAUCUUCAGAUUUUGGCAAUUUCUGUCAAACUUUUGAACAUGCUAGGACGGUCCAUCGCUGCGAGUAUACCACAGCACCUUGGAGUUGUUAGUAUACGUGAUAUAAUUGACCGAAAAGAUCCAGCACAUACGGUGUCGAUUGCUGCUAAGAAGCAGGCCUAUCGUGUUCUACCAACGCCUCCCGCUCAUGAUACACGAUUUGGUACCGGGGACGAUGCUUCGAGCAGCGGCGGUAGUCCUGUAAUGUUUGACCCAACAAGGUCGAAAGCCCAUACAGACGAUGCCGCUCGUUUUGUGAGCCUUGCUUCUACCAACAGUACCAUCAUUUGGCCAUUGUACAUGCUUGGCAUGUCGUCGGUCUGCUCCUCUGAGACGAAACAGUACGCCGUAGAGGGUCUCAAUGCCAUACAUAGAGAAGCUGGCUUGGAACAGGCGCGAGUUGUUGCAGGACUAUUACAGGAGCAGAAAGCUGGCCACUCUAUCUGCAACUCCUCACUUCUUAGCAAGCUUCCGUCAGUAGCUCCGAGCACCCUGCCCUCGAUAGUUUGA